Molecule: messenger RNA, 2556 nt
Organism: Gekko japonicus
Lineage: Eukaryota; Metazoa; Chordata; Lepidosauria; Squamata; Gekkonidae
Gene: RNF130
Product: ring finger protein 130
Exons: 9
Coding region: 1152-2423 (423 amino acids)
Source: RefSeq, a predicted model, not a curated record
GGGAGGGCGAGCGGUGGGUUGGCGCAGUGCGCUUGCGCCCCGUGCGCGAGGAGGUAUCCGGCAGGUUGCAGCCAGUGGUGCCGCCGUGAGAAUCCGCCCGGUCGUUGGCGGUUGCUGUCGUCGAUAUUCCAAUCGAGAAGGAGAGGGAAGAAGGACAGAGCGACGGUUGUUGAACGGCCAGGGUGGUUGGCUGGCGGGCGAGUUCCUCUUUGGACUGGCGAGGAGCUGCAGCCAUGGAGGUCCCGCCGCCGCUGCUGCAGUCGCUCGCCUGGGGCUGGGGAGGGUCUGCGGAGGCUGCGUGCGAAGCCAAGCUCCGCCUCGGCGCCGAGCGGGGAGCCCAACAACAAGCCUGAGGGCGGCCUCGGAGCCUGUUGAGGGGGGUCCAGCAACAAGGCUGGGGGCCGAGCGGUGUCGCUGAACGUCCACCUCUCUGCCGCCGGCGUCGCAGCAGUCCCGGAGGGGGAGGCGCUUGGCUCUCGGGCUGGCGGGCUGGGGUGGGGGGCGCCUCGCCACCGAACAAACCAGCCUCUUCCCUCACCUCCCCAGCGCUUCUCCCCCAGAGGGACGGUCGCCUCGCCCCGCGCGGUUCUUCCCUCGGGCCGCCGCAAAGAGACAAAGCUGCGCUGGCGUCGCCGCCUGCGCCUCUUCAGUCGCCUUUUUCUCCGUCUCCUUGGCAGAAAUUUGGAGGUAGGCCGAUCCAGAGUAGAGCUCCAUCGGAAAGCCGGCGUGAAGGACUUCCUGGCCUCUUAAGGAUAAUCCGUGUAAAAGCUUUUCGAUACGAGGGUUUUUGUCUCGCUGGCUGUCGCCUCGCUAUCUACCCUGCCAACUGUGAUAGCGCUUUGAAUAUACCCAGGCUUAUUUUCCUCUGAAUUGGUUAUCUUUAAAAAAAAAAAAAGUCAAGAGGGCGUAGGGCUUCUCCCUGCCUUCCCUAAUCCGUAUCAGUUUAAGCUUCCUCAACGGUCUCAGUGGCAGAAAGGGCUGCCUUUCUGCCAGGCACCCAGGAUGGCUUUUUCUCUUCAUGUGGUUGUAAUUCCUUUUUGACUAUGGCAUGGAAUGAAUACGUGAUGGAUUUCUGCACACUGUAGAUACAAAUACAGUUAUUUUGCAAAGUUUUGAUAAAAAUUAACCGAAGGCACUUCUAAGGGCUGAAGAUGAUCCUGAAGUGUGUUUUACCUUCCUGGAACUGUUCACCUGCUGUGCCCGUUUUGGUUCUCUUUAAUUGUUAUAUUCUCCUAGCUAGUGCGGAUAAUACAAAUCAAGCAUAUUAUUCAGCCCUAGUAAACGUGACUGUAUGGAAUUCUGAGCGUUCUGCACCUACUUUACUAAGACUUAACCGUGGACGCUAUGGCCAGGAUUCUCCCAAAGUAGCUGUCAAAGGUCUGCUUGUGGCACCUUUACCAAUCAAUGGAGUUGCAGAUCGUUUAGGCUGUGAUUCUCGAACACGGUUUCAAGUUCCUCCAAAUACUAAACAGUGGAUUGCCCUGCUGCAGCGAGGAAAUUGUACCUUUAAAGAAAAAAUACUGCGGGCAGCUUCACACAAUGCUUCCGCUGUGGUAAUUUACAACAAUGUAUCUGGUGAGGAGCCUGUAACUAUGACUCAUCAAGGAACUGGAGACAUUGUUGCUGUCAUGAUAACAGAAUCGAAGGUUAAAGAGAUCCUGAAUUAUUUAGAAAAAAACAUGUCUGUUCUAAUUGAAAUAGCAGUUGGAAUCCGCGAUCAAGCUAAAAAUUUUAGUCGUAGUUCUCUUGUCUUCGUAUCAAUAUCGUUUAUAGUUUUGAUGAUAAUUUCUUCAGCAUGGUUAAUAUUUUAUUUCAUCCAAAAGAUCAGAUAUACAAGUGCACGUGAUCGAAAUCAGCGUCGUCUUGGAGAUGCUGCCAAGAAAGCUGUUGGCAAACUAACAACAAGGACUGUAAAGAAGGGUGAUAAGGAAACAGACCCAGACUUUGAUCAUUGUGCUGUCUGCAUUGAAAGUUACAAGCAGAAUGAUGUUGUCCGCAUUCUGCCUUGCAAGCAUGUUUUCCACAAAACCUGUGUGGAUCCAUGGCUCAGUGAACACUGUACCUGUCCUAUGUGUAAACUGAACAUUUUGAAAGCCCUGGGAAUUGUGACAAAUGUUCCAUGUGCUGACAAUAUGGCCUUUGACAUGGAAAGGCUCACCAGAGGCCAGCUAGGCAACAGGAGAUCAGUACUUGGUGAACUUAGCAGUGACAGCACACUCAGUCUGGAGCCCCUGCGUACUUCUGGCAUAUCACAGUUUCCACAGGAUGGGGAAUUGACCCCAAGAACCGGAGAGAUCAACAUUGCUGUAACUAAAGAAUGGUUUAUUAUUGCCAGCUUUGGCCUCCUGAGUGCCCUUACACUCUGCUACAUGAUCAUCAAAGCCACAGCUAGCUUAAAUGCUAACGAGGCUGAGUGGUAUUGAAGAAACACUUUGACAAAUUGCCUUGGAUAGCAAACCACCUAUUUUUAUGCUUCAUUUAUUGUUCAUUUUAUAACACAAGCAUAUGUUUAGUACCUUCUAUUUUCAUAAUUUGCUAAUGCCAAAGCUUUGUAUU